Messenger RNA from Saccostrea echinata, 2707 nucleotides. RefSeq lists its product as uncharacterized. Bases 38 to 1900 code for a protein of 620 amino acids. The transcript is spliced from 7 exons. NCBI's taxonomy places the organism in Eukaryota, Metazoa, Mollusca, Bivalvia, Ostreida, Ostreidae. The record is from RefSeq and is a predicted model, not a curated record.
UUUGUAGGAAAAUAUUGAAUCCAGUCAAGAAACACCAAUGGAUAGCCAAGAAAACCAAGUUUCAGAAGCAUCAAUUUCUGGUAUUGAUCACCUUUCUAAGCUGAACGAGUUCCUUGCAGCAUGCAACAAGAGUCCUGUUAAAACACUUCGAGAGUCAUUUGUUAGUUCAAGUGAGCGAACAAGAAGAAGAUAUGCCGCCAAAGCAAAUGAAUGCCUCUCUCUUCUUUUAGAGACAAUAUGUCCAGGAGAAAGUGAUGCCUUAAAAGAUGCCAUGUUUUCCAAAUUAGAAAAGUCUUACACUCAUUAUGAGUCACCAGCACUUGUUGAGGCUUUAACUGAGAGUUACCUAAAAGCUGAGACACCAACAGUUCGGCGUCAAAUAUUGUCUAUUCUUACCACCCAGAUCAGUUUUCAAGACAUUAAUGCUAUGAUUCCAUCUGUUACACAACACAAAUUUUACUCUGCUAAGAAACAUGCUAGGGAGUUAGGAGUUGGAGCACCAGUGCCACAUGAAAAACAAGCUAGAGAAAAAGUAGAUUCUUCAAAACUUGAGCAUUUCUUGGACUUCGUAACAUCAAGUCAAGUCAUUAAGGACCUACCUCUGGGAGAAAAGACCCUAACCCUAACUACAGGGGAGUUAAUUCAAACACCAUAUGUCAUCAGAUGUCUAGCACCUGCGACAAUUGUAAGACAGUAUUCCCAGCUGUGUUUAGAGGAAAAUUUUGAAGCCAUUGGAGAGAGCACCAUGUACAAGAUUUUGUCAGAGUGUAGUGCUGCUGUGCGCAGAUCUGUUGAAGGAGUUGACUACUAUGUUGCAGAAGCUAGUGAGGCUUUUCGUGAGUUAGAACAUGUAGUUCGGGAAAUGCAGAUUCCUCUGAAUGAGCAGAAGAGAAUGUUGGAGAACCUGAUGAAAGCCAAGUAUUAUUUAAAGGCUGAUUACAAAAUGCAUGUCAGAACAUCUUCAAAUGUAGCUGACCACUGUCUUGCUCAUGCCCUUAGUCAAGUUGACAGUGUAUUCUUCGAAGAGAAUUGUUCUCAUGAGCAUACAUAUACUUGUCUGCAAUGCAGUGAACUAGAUGAACUUUUGUCAUCACUUAUGAAACUGAUCAAAACCAUGGACUGGGACAAUCCUGAUGCAUACAUGUUUAAGGUGGAAAGGUCUGUGACUGCCAUAAAGGAACUCAAGGCACAUGUACUGAGAUCUAAAAACCAAGAUGUUGCCAGAGUAGACAUCACAGCAAACCUUGAGGAUGGAGAUGUUUUCCUUGUUGCUGACUGGGCCAUGAAGUUCUUGCCUAGAAAAUUUAGAGAAGGUCAAACAGACUGGUUCGGAAAGCGAGGCAUUAAUUGGCACAUUGCUGUGUGUGCUACAAAACACAAUGAUAUUUUUGAGCUAGUUACUUAUGUACAUGUCCUUGAUUCACAGUCUUCACAAGAUUCCAGACUCACAGCAGCUUUGAUAGUAGACGUUGUCAAGGAUAUUGCAAGUAGAAAGAACAUACAGAAAGUUCACAUAUGGUCUGACAACGCAGGAUGUUACAAGAGUACCUACACUCUACAUGCCUUGUAUCAGGAACUACACCCAUUGAUUAAAACUUACAACUUUUGUGAAGCACAAGAUGGGAAAGGCCCAUGUGAUCGCAAGGCAUCACACAUAAAGUCAGCCAUAAAAAGAUAUAUAAAUGAGGGGAAUGAUGUUCUCGAUGCUUCACAAAUGAAAAAGGCUAUUGACACUCAGCAAAAAGGACAGUACAGAAUCAAAGUCGUCACUCCAGUCAUUGAUGCUGACGCUGAGAAAGCAAGUGUGAAAGCCAUUCCCAACAUUUCAUCUCUGAACAACUUUGAGUUCAGCCCUGAUGGAUUACGAGUAUGGAAGGCAUACAAUAUUGGGCCAGGAUAAUUAUUACCAUGGACAACUACAACUGUGCCAUUUAUGCAGUUAAAUGUCAUCAAGACUUGGACAAACGAAGUAAAUCCUGCUGUUCUUUCUCCAGAUGAUGAGAUCGAGACUACAGAAAGAAAUGAAUUUUCUGAGUCGUUACCCAGAAAACGGAAAACGGUAGAUCAUGUGUUUUGUUGUGCCAAUGAGAACUGCGACAGAUCAUUUCGUUCCUUAACAUCUCUGGAAAAUCACAAUCUCCUAGGUAACUGUAGUGACAGAUCAGAGAGAAACCUUAUAGAUAGGUGCAAAAUUAUUUAUCAAAACAAGUUGUCAGCUUUGAAUACAACUUGUCCAUCAUAUGAUGAAGGCAUUAUAACAACGGAAUGUAGAGAGCCAAUCAAACCAACUGGAUGGGCAUUGAAAAUGAAAAAGCCGAAGGUUUUGUUUACUGAAGACCAAAAAGAAUACCUUACAGAAAUAUUCAAGGCAGGCAAAAUUACUGGAAAAAAGGAGGAUCCAAGUAAAGUGGCGAGAGACAUGCCGUAUGUACUUGUAAAUGGAAAAAAGCGUUUCAGAAUGGAGGACUACUUAACACCAACACAAAUAGCAAGUUUCUUUUCAAGACUCUCUCAGAAAGACAGAAAAUGUUAUGCUGGAGAUUUCUUGGCAGCAUCUUUUGAUAGAAAUUUGAAUGAUCUGAAAGAAGAAGUUCUUUCACAUAUAUAAUGUUUCAGUUGCUAAUACAUGUACAUGUAUAUUAAUGAGGGAAAAUACAUGUGCUUUUCCCAUUUUGUUACACAUUUUUGUUAAAAAUUUUCAAUUAUU